Messenger RNA from Ictidomys tridecemlineatus (thirteen-lined ground squirrel), 2539 nucleotides. Lineage: Eukaryota; Metazoa; Chordata; Mammalia; Rodentia; Sciuridae. The record is from RefSeq and is a predicted model, not a curated record.
CCGGCGCCCACCCCUAGCGCCGGCCGCAAGGUCCGGGCUCCCGGGGCUGAGGUGGAGCGGGAGGAAGCCGGUCUGCUGCGGCGCAACCUCCUCUUCCCUGCGCGCGCGCCUGGCGUCGGCGUGGUGGCCGGAGGAAGCUGGGAGACAUUCUGUAAAUAUCCAGAACAUGCUCUUGAGGAGCUUUUGCUGAUUUAAUGUUUGUGAAGGUCUCCUCUCAUGCUAGACACAUACUAAUUCAAGGAAGACAGGAAAUUUUGAGAGAAUUUAAUGAAAAACCCAUGCUUGAAGACUAAGAAUGGCAGGCUUCCUAGAUAAUUUCCGAUGGCCAGAAUGUGAAUGUAUUGACUGGAGUGAGAGAAGAAAUGCCGUGGCUUCUGUAGUCGCAGGAAUAUUGUUUUUCACAGGUUGGUGGAUCAUGAUUGACGCAGCUGUGGUGUAUCCAAAGCCAGAACAGUUGAACCAUGCUUUUCACACAUGUGGUGUAUUUUCCACAUUGGCUUUCUUCAUGAUAAAUGCUGUGUCCAACGCUCAGGUGAGAGGUGACAGCUAUGAAAGCGGCUGUUUAGGAAGAACAGGUGCUCGAGUUUGGCUCUUCAUUGGUUUCAUGUUGAUGUUUGGGUCACUAAUUGCUUCCAUGUGGAUUCUUUUUGGUGCAUAUGUUACCCAAAAUACUGAUGUUUAUCCGGGACUGGCUGUCUUUUUUCAAAAUGCUCUUAUAUUUUUUAGCACUCUGAUCUACAAAUUUGGAAGAACUGAAGAGCUCUGGACCUGAGAUCACUUCUUAAAUCACAUUUUCCUUUUGUUAUAUCCUAUUUGUAGAUAGGUUUUUAUCUCUUGAUAUAAUUUACACAUUGCCAAAUGGAAUAGAUUGUACAUUAAAUGUUUAGUUUCUUUACAUUUUUAUGCCUGAGUUUUGAAAUAGUUUUCUGAAAUUCCUGUCCUUUUUUUUCAUUGACUAGACUGUUAAUAUGUACAUAAUAUAAGACUGUAUAGAUUGGAUGAUGAGUAUCAGUUUUUUAUUCCCGAGACUUAGAGCUUGAUCUGUUCCCUGAGCCAGGGUUAUGUCAUCAUGUUUAGAGGUAAAUACUCUGUCUCAGUGUCUCCAGUUUCUGAAGAUGUGCAAAAAAAUAUAGCUCCAUGUACAUUGGAGUAAGCAUUGAGCCAUUAAAAAAGGUAUUUCUGCAAGUUGUAAUUUAUUUUGGCUUACAAAUGGGAUUUUUUAAGGGAAAAUGUUUGUUCCUAUAUAUUAAAGAAGUGGACUUUUAUAUGAAGAUUUUUUAAAUGCCCAAAGGACUAGUUUGAAAGUUUCUUUUAAAAAGAAUUCCUUUAAUAUGACUUUAUCUGGGAAAGGAUAGAGGAUAAUCAUAUAAACUCUGUUUGUAUGGUUAAUGUAAAGGCUAUAAGGCAGCUCAGCAUGUUCUUCCUGUAAAAGCAGCUUAAAUGAUCUACCAGGUUAUCUUUUGACAGCCUGUCAUUAUCUGACAUUACAUGGUUCCAUAGCAGGCAAGCUUGAGACAGCUGCAGUUUAGAAGCAUGAACCAUAUUUAAAAAAAAUAAAAUAAAAUAACUAGUUUAAAAAUAAAGCUUCUUCCCAGACGAGAUUUUAUGACCUAGUGAAAAUUUAGGCAUUUCAUCCAUUUAGAGACAGACUGCAAGUCUCUUUUUGUUCUGGCUCUCAAGCUUUGGGUGAACAGUUGCUACAAAAUUUAUCUUCAACUAAAAGUUCACUCUGAUCCAAAACUUCUUUACCGAAUUUGAAAUCCUGUAUUUGCACUGUAUAUUCCUAUGGGCCUUUUGGGACACUUUUGCUUUCCUUUGUUAUAAAGAUUUUAUGUUGCACUUUUCCCCAGAGGGGUUUUAUAGAGCCUUUUGCUGUAAAACAGAAUGGUACAAUGGUAGUAUAUGCAACUUCUAAUACAAGCCUUAUCUUGCAUAACUCCUGUCUCCUCUCUGAGAGGACUUGCUGUGGGCAGCGAAUGAAGCAAUUGCAGAAUGCUGUGCCUUUUGUCUAGAUGCCAUCUUACUUCUUUCUUGUUUCCUAAAACGGCAGUAAGCUUUGUCUUGCUUCCAGAGAAUCAAUCAUAAGACUGAUGACUUGUUCCCAGCCUUAUCACCUGUCGCAAUGCACAUGACUGCUCAUACAUUUAAUAUUGUGUGUUGGAGAAAACGGACCAUAAAGAUUGGUUUGCUGUUCACUUUUACUUAUUUAAGUAUACUGAACAACAAAACAGUUUGUCCUUAUAAAAUAAGGAGAAAUAAUGCCAAGACUGUAAGAUGUUGGUGUAAAGGUUUAUGAAGGGCAUCCCUGAAGACCGACUGAAAGUGGUGGUGUGGUCUUUUCUGUUCUUGACUCUGACAUGAAUUUGCUUUUUAAUUGUGAGCAAGUCAUUUAAUUUCCUGUGUUUAUUUGCUCAUUAAAGAAAAAGAGAGAUAAUGUUAGUAUCCACCUCACAGAGACUGUGAGUUAGUAGGAUCCUUGGUAAUCAUUUAAAGACACAUGUGAUUCCCUUAAUAAAGGUCUCGCUGUUACCCAGGUUCA